AUGGCCUCGGCUGCUAAUGCGCCCUCCGAGCAGGAAAACGGAGACCCCGAUCGGCCGAGGAUAACGCGGAGGAACAGGGGGGACUAUACCCGCGGCGCGCCGCUGGAUUUGGAGUAUCUGCAGCGGCCGAGCUACUGCGAUGCGGGCUUCGCUCUGGAGCAGAUAUCGGAGGGAAAGGCGACUGGGAGGAAGGCACCUCUGUGGCUGAGAGCGAAGUUCCAGAGAUUUUUAUUCAGGCUGGGCUGUUACAUACAAAAGAACUGUGGAAAGUUUUUGGUUGUGGGCCUCAUGAUAUUCGGAGCUUUCGCCGUGGGUUUAAGGGCAGCUAAUCUGGAAACGGACGUGGAGAAGCUCUGGGUUGAAGUUGGUGGGCGUGUUAACCAGGAACUGAAGUACACACGACAGAAGAUGGGGGAGGAGUCCAUGUUUAACCCUCAGCUGAUGAUCCAGACGCCGCGGGAGGAGGGAGGCAACGUCCUAACGGUCGAGGCCCUUUUGCAGCACCUGGAGUCAGCUCUCAGAGCCAGCAGAGUUCAUGUUUACCUUUACAAUAGGCAAUGGAAAUUGGAACAUUUAUGUUACAAAUCAGGAGAACUAGUCACAGAAACACAUUAUAUGAAUCAGAUAAUAGAACAGCUUCACCCCUGCCUUAUCAUCACCCCUUUGGACUGUUUCUGGGAAGGAGCUAAACUUCACUCUGGAAUGGUCUAUCUCCCAGGCGAGGUUCCUAAGCAAUGGACUGAUUUUGACCCCAAGGAAUUCCUUGAAAAGUUACGAAAAGCAAACAUUCCCGUAGAAAGCUUUGAGGACAUGUUGGAAAAGGCGGACAUCGGGCACGGUUACAUGGAUAGACCCUGUCUUAACCCUGCUGACCCCGACUGCCCUGACACAGCACCCAAUAAGAAUUCAACUAAGCCGUUCAACGUGGCGCGGGUUCUGAGCGGUGGCUGCCACGGCCUCUCCAGGAAGUACAUGCACUGGCAGGAGGAACUCAUCGUGGGGGGCACCACAAAGAAUGGCAGCGGACCCCUACUCAGUGCCCAGGCUUUACAGACCAUGUUCCAGCUGAUGACCCCCAAGCAGAUGUUCGAGCACUUUCGGGACUGGGAUGAGGUUUCCCACAUCAACUGGAACGAAGAAAAGGCCGCAGCUAUACUGGAAGCCUGGCAGAGGAGAUACUCUGAGGCAGUUCUGCAUAGUGUGGCAGCGAAUUCAUCCCAGAAGGUCUUAACCUUCACCACCACCACUCUGGAGGAUAUUCUCAAGUCUUUUUCUGACAUCAGCGUCAUCCGUGUGGCCAGCGGAUACCUCCUGAUGCUGGCCUAUGCGUGUCUGACCAUGCUGCGGUGGGACUGUGCCAAGUCUCAGGGUGCCGUGGGGCUGGCCGGCGUCCUGCUGGUGACGCUGUCUGUGGCGGCUGGUCUGGGCCUCUGUUCUCUCCUGGGAAUCUCCUUCAAUGCUGCCACCACCCAGGUUCUUCCCUUCCUGGCUCUGGGAGUCGGAGUGGAUGACGUCUUCCUCCUCGCCCAUGCCUUCAGUGAGACCGGACAGAACAAGAGGAUACCGUUUGAGGACCGUACGGGGGAGUGUCUGAAGAGGACGGGGGCCAGCGUGGCUCUCACCUCCAUCAGCAACGUCACGGCCUUCUUCAUGGCGGCCCUCAUCCCCAUCCCAGCGCUUCGAGCUUUUUCUUUGCAGGCCGCAGUGGUUGUCGUGUUUAACUUCGCCAUGGUGUUGCUCAUCUUCCCCGCCAUCCUCAGCAUGGACCUCUACCGACGAGAAGAAAGGCGCUUUGACAUCUUCUGCUGCUUCCACAGCCCAUGUGCCAAUCGAGUGAUUCAGAUGGAGCCCCAGGCGUACCUGGACGGAGGAGAUGCGGGACGCUACAGCCCUCCGCCGCUGUACCGCACGCCUCCGCCUUCCUAUCAGACGCCUCCCCCGAGCUACAGCAGCCACAGCUUCGCCCAGCAGACCCAGAUCACCAUGCAGUCAACGGUGCAGCUCAGGACGGAGUACGACCCCCGCACCCAAGCCUUCUACACCACGGCCGAGCCCAGGUCGCAGAUCUCGGUGCAGCCGAUCAACCCGGUUCCGACGAGGGGCAACCCCAGUGGCGACUAUUACAAUAACAACAACAACAAUAUCGGCGGCGGCGGCGGGAGCGCCCGCGGCGGCAAUCUGGGCAACAACAAUGGGGGCCGGGGGAACGGGGGCGCCACAGGCUCUGCCGCCUUCGCACAUCAUUAUCCUGCGGCUACGUCCGGCGGCUGCACGGUUCCUCAGGGCGAUUCAGCCUCCACGACCAGCCAGGGCCCGGAGAACAACAGCUCCACCCGGGACCUCCUGUCUCAGAUGGGAGAGGCCUCGAUGGGCCUGCGGUGCCUCGAGCCCUCCUGCUCCCGCUGGACCUUGGCCUCUUUCGCUGAGAAGCACUAUGCUCCGUUCCUUCUGCGACCCACCACCAAGGUGGUUGUGAUUAUGCUAUUCCUGGGCCUGCUGGGAAUCAGCUUGUACGGGACCACCCAGGUGCGGGACGGCCUGGAGCUGACGGACAUCGUGCCCAGAGAGACCAGCGAGUACGACUUCAUCGGCGCUCAGUUCAAGUUCUUCUCCUUCUACAACAUGUACGUGGUGACGCAGCGGGCCGACUACACCCAGAGCCAGCUGCUGUUGCACCAGCUGCACCAAAGGUUCCACACCGUUCCCUACGUGUUGAAGGAGGACAAGGGCCAGCUGCCUCGCAUGUGGCUCCACUACUUCAGGGACUGGCUGCAAGGACUCCAGCAGGCGUUCGACAAGGACUGGGAGGCCGGGCGGAUCACCGUCAGCAGCUACAAGAACGGUUCCGAUGAUGGCGUCCUGGCUUACAAGCUGUUGGUGCAGACAGGACGCAGGGACAAACCCAUCAACUUCAGCCAGCUGACUCGGCAGAGACUCGUGGAUGCAGAUGGGAUCAUCAACCCUGGAGCUUUCUACAUCUACCUAACCGCCUGGGUCAGCAACGAUCCCGUCGCGUAUGCCGCCUCACAGGCCAACAUCCGUCCACACCCUCCCGAGUGGCUCCACGACCGGACUGACUCCAUGCCCGAAACGCGUCUCAGCAUUCCUGCUGCCGAGCCCAUCGAAUAUGCACAGUUCCCCUUCUACCUCAACGGGCUCCGGGAGACCCCACAGUUUGUGGAGGCCAUCGAGAGCGUGCGGGCGAUCUGCAACAACUACAGCCGACAAGGCCUGCCCUCCUACCCCAACGGCUACCCUUUCCUCUUCUGGGAGCAGUAUGUCAGUCUGCGCCACUGGCUUCUUCUUUCCAUCAGUGUUGUGCUUGCCUGCACCUUUCUGGUCUGUGCCCUGUUUCUGCUCAACCCGUGGACUGCUGGCAUCAUAGUGCUUGUGCUCUCUCUGAUGACUGUGGAGCUGUUUGGCUUCAUGGGACUGAUGGCAAUCAAGCUGAGUGCUGUUCCUGUUGUCAUUCUCAUCGCCUCAGUGGGCAUUGGAGUGGAGUUCACCGUCCAUGUGGCUCUGGCAUUCCUGACAGCUAUAGGGGAUCGUCACAGACGGGCAGUGCUGGCACUGGAGCACAUGUUUGCCCCAGUGCUGGAUGGAGCCUUCUCUACGCUACUGGGCGUCCUAAUGCUCGCAGGCUCAGAGUUCGACUUUAUCGUCAGGUAUUUCUUUGCAGUGUUAGCCAUCCUGACAGUUCUAGGAGUGCUGAACGGACUGGUCCUUCUCCCAGUAUUACUCUCGUACUUUGGACCCUAUCCAGAGGUUUCACCAGCUGACGGCCGAAGUCGGUUGCCUACCCCUUGCCCAGAGGCCCCUCCUCGAGUGGUCCAUUUCUCGGUCCGUCCUCACCAAACCUCCGGACCCACCACAAACUCGGGCGGUGCCACGGACUCGUCAGACUCUGAGUACAGCUCUAAUGCCACGGUGUCUGGAAUAAGCCAAGAGAUGCAGAACCACAACCUUUACACGCACAGAGGACAAGCUCAAACCGAGGAGCAGCACUACCACCUCCAUACCAACAGGGGCAGAGCGACCAGGACAGAGGAGGAAAGAAGGAUGGGGUCAGGGCAACGCCGUUCACCCAGACAGCAGCCUGACCCCCCUGCCUAUACUGUGUCUUCGUUUGUUCCCUCUCAGGGUUGUGAUUCCGGGCUUCAGCAUGGCAUUACUCAGCGAAACUGCAGCAGGGACCUCAGGAGCCAGCAGCACUGGCAGGCCUCGCCCCCGGCCCCCCCGCGCAUGGACGCUUUUGAAACUGCUACUGAGGCUGGGGGCCAUCACGGCCCUCGCAGCUACAGAGAACACUCAGCGGGCCACGGCGGCCACUCUUCUCACAACUCACAGCCUCGUCAUCACCAGCAGCAUCAUCACCACCUCCCGCACCAACACCCCAACAACGCUCCUUUUUGUCAGCCCAUCACCACGGUGACGGCGUCGGCCUCGGUCACUGUAGCCGUUCACCCCGCCCCGUUCUCCGCCCAGGGUCCGGUUUCCUCCUUCCCAGAAUACGGCACAACAACAAACAGUUACUGCCCAUCGGGGCCCGAGGAGCCAGAGCCAGCGUUCCAGGACCCCCACGUGCCUCUGUACACCCACACAGGGAGUAGGGAGGCCAAGGUGGAGGCCGUGGAGCUCCAAGAUUUGGAAGUAGAGGCAGCUGAGAGGGACCGUGGCAGACGGGCUAGCUGAGAUGAGACUUCAGCAGGUACAGAGGCCUUUCUUUAUUUAUUCGCAGACAGAGAAUCAAAUAAUAUUACUAGAAAUGCACAGAAAAUUUGAGAGUAAUCAGUCUGCUUAAGUCCAUUUAGUGAACACGCAAUACCUUAGUGCUAUGAAGGUGAAGAUUCUCAGUCAUCCAUCUAGAAACCAACCUUAAACAGAGGAGGAAGCCUUAGGUUCCAACUCUCAGA
Fundulus heteroclitus (mummichog) is the source of this 4913-nucleotide messenger RNA. It is a transcript of the gene ptch1, whose product is annotated as patched 1. Gene Ontology annotation, cellular component: plasma membrane. The record is from RefSeq and is a predicted model, not a curated record. Lineage: Eukaryota; Metazoa; Chordata; Actinopteri; Cyprinodontiformes; Fundulidae. The transcript is spliced from 23 exons. Bases 1 to 4692 code for a protein of 1563 amino acids. Gene Ontology annotation, molecular function: smoothened binding; hedgehog receptor activity; hedgehog family protein binding. Gene Ontology annotation, biological process: smoothened signaling pathway.